Messenger RNA from Salvelinus fontinalis (brook trout), 2195 nucleotides. Its product is annotated as mitochondrial peptide methionine sulfoxide reductase-like. Lineage: Eukaryota; Metazoa; Chordata; Actinopteri; Salmoniformes; Salmonidae. Gene Ontology annotation, molecular function: peptide-methionine (S)-S-oxide reductase activity. The coding region runs from base 1012 to 1674 and encodes 220 amino acids. The record is from RefSeq and is a predicted model, not a curated record. Gene Ontology annotation, biological process: cellular response to oxidative stress. Gene Ontology annotation, cellular component: cytoplasm. The transcript has 7 exons.
UACUCAGACAGACAUGUUGGAACCCCGCCAAGGCAUCUCGGGAAGGUUGCCAUGUCGAGAGAGAGGGAGAGGAGGGGAAGAGAAAAAAGCCAGGCAAGACUUGGCAGGGUUCUAUCGCAGCUCCCUUUGUCUGUUUGCUCAGCUUUGCGCUAAGGAAAUCAAAAAUACCCAGGGUGUAGGAACUAUGCUUCAACGCGAAAAAACUAAACCAAACAAGAAAACAAGUCGAGAAAACUACUUUGAAAAAUUUGAGGACGCCGUGGGUGAAUGGGGCACAAGCAUAGUCACCAAAAAUAUGUUCUAAUUCCAGCAGAGCCACACAAUGCUUAUUUUCGUGACUGGAGGAGGUUACUUGAGCCAAGAGAUGACCAUGUCAUUUCAACUCAAUCUUUCUUUGUAAUUUCGAAGCGAAUGAAGCUGCCGCAUCUGUCUUUUCUGGAUAUGUUUUGAACACAAAAGGACUCUCAAAAGUGGACCUGGAUUUUAUCCAUGAAGGACUGCCAGAACUGUUGUGGCCAAGCAACUGUCAAGAAAAAAGUUUUUUCCCUUCCCAUAGAUCAAACCUUAAGUCACCAUCCGUACAUCACUGGGAGUAGAUUUCACCCUCCAAAGUUUUGUGAUCGUAAAAAUCACUGACUUCAAUGCACCUCUAGGAUCUGCCUCUGUUGUCACUAAGUUGUCCUCUUUGUGAGAGGGGUUUACAGCGAAACAACAGCAACUGGUUACUCAGGCCAAGUGCUCUUUGACCAAGCUUUAGAGUUCCAUUGUGUCUCGCAGUUGGACGAACUGAAGUACAUUUGAAGAUAUCUCGCCUGCAAAGGACUGAGAUUCUCCAGCAUUUGGAUUUGAGAUCUGAGGCCAGUGGAUCUACAGUAGUCUGUGUGAGGCACUGAACUAGUAGUGCAGUUUCUCCAAGCUGCCUACUCUCAGUUGAAAGAGAGUUCUACAGGCCUGACUGGUUUUCUUCUAACAUGUAAGGUUUCUUCAAUACAAUGAAUUUUCAGCUUCACAAUGAGAGUGUGGUACUGUGUAAGGUCACGGGGGUCGGGGACUGUUCCCGAGGAAGCCGUAUAUACUCCGCCUCGGGCUCGUCAGACUCGUGAAAGAAGAAAAAGGAUUCUGCUAGUCCUUGCUCCAGCAGGCAGACAUCGUUCAGCUGUGUCUCCUGAGUCAUCGUCAGGACAGGCCGGGUGUAAUGGUGUGGAACCGGCCAAGCCAAGCACGACGUCAACGGCAACAGGACUGUUCCACCAUUCCCAGAGGGACUUCAGAUGUCUAUGUUUGGGAUGGGCUGUUUCUGGGGAGCAGAGAGGAAGUUCUGGAAGCAGAAGGGGGUCUACUCCACCCAAGUGGGCUAUGCUGGAGGCCUCACCCCCAACCCCACCUACGAAGAGACCUGCACAGGUAGAACAGGUCAUACUGAGGUUGUCCGGGUGGUCUGGGAGCCAGAGAAGACAAGUUUCUCCAAACUGCUCAAGGUGUUUUGGGAGAGCCACAACCCAACUCAAGGUCCUGAUGGAGGGGGGCUUUGGAGAAAUUACCACAGAGAUAGCCGAGGCCCAUGAGUUCUACUAUGCUGAGGACUACCACCAGCAGUACCUCAGCAAGAACCCCCGUGGAUACUGUGGCCUGAGCGGCACUGGAGUCUCCUGUCCAAUAGGACUCAAGAAAUAACCACCUCUGUCCAAUAGGGAAUGACCACCAACCUAUCCGAUUGGCUAGUUUUGUUUGACAAGUCUAUUUUCCAUUAAUUGAAAUGGAAGUUGCCUUAAUUCCGAUGCAGUAAUGAAGCAUAUUCAGGGUUUAUAUAAAAACAGUUCAUAUCUAAGUCUUAUUUCAAAUGCUUUGGUAAUCAAUCACUACAAACUUAAAUGAAAGCACAUUGUCUUGUUUCAAUCAAAUCACCCCGAGUAUGUACCCCAGUAUGUACCAGUAUGUACCCCCAGUAUGUACCAGUAUGUACCCCCAGUAUGUACCAGUAUGUACCUCAGUAUGUACCAGUAUGUACCCCCAGUAUGUACCUCAGUAUGUACCAGUAUGUACCCCCAGUAUGUACCAGUAUGUACCCCCAGUAUGUACCAGUAUGUACCCCCAGUAUGUACCAGUAUGUACCCCAGUAUGUGCCAGUAUGUACCCCAGUAUGUACAUCAGAUUGAACUCUAUGGGGUGUUGGUGGAUUAAAUUAUUAAAAUGCG